Molecule: messenger RNA, 720 nt
Organism: Nerophis lumbriciformis (worm pipefish)
Lineage: Eukaryota; Metazoa; Chordata; Actinopteri; Syngnathiformes; Syngnathidae
Source: RefSeq, a predicted model, not a curated record
AUGGCUCGCGGCUGCGUCUGCUGCGUCAAGUACAUGCUCUUCCUCUUCAACCUUUUCUUCUGGCUGGGCGGGUGCGGCCUGCUGGGCGUGGGCGUGUGGCUGUCGGUAUCGCAGGGAAAUUUCGCCACGCUGUCGCCGUCCUUCCCGUCGCUGUCGGCAGCCAACCUCGUCGUCACGCUGGGCACCGUCGUCAUGGUGACGGGGUUUUUGGGAUGCCUGGGAGCCAUCAAGGAGAACAAGUGCCUGCUGCUUAGCUUCUUCAUCGUCCUGUUGAUCAUCCUUCUGGCCGAGCUCAUUCUCCUCAUUCUCUUCUUCGUCUACACAGACAAGGUGAGCGAAAACGCCAGACGGGAUUUAAAGGACGGGCUCGUCCUUUACAACACGGACAACAACGCCGGUUUGAGCGACGCGUGGAACACCAUCCAAGAGGGGUGGCGCUGCUGCGGCGUGACGAGCUUCAGCGACUGGCACGCGGCGCUGCAAGUCGACGCCGUCCCCGACAGCUGCUGUCAGACGGUCCGUCCGGGGUGUGGACGCAACGCUUCCGACGCCUUCUGGACGCGGGGCUGCUACGAGAAAGUCGAAGAGUGGCUGGACGACAACAAGCACCUGCUGGGCACCGUCGCCAUGUGCGUGUUGGUCGUACAGCUCCUGGGUAUGGCCUUCUCCAUGACGCUUUACCAGCAGAUCCACCGCGCGGGCAAGAAGUAUCAAGCCUGA